GUUGCUACCGCUGCUCCAUUUUCGUGUGCGUGUGUGCUUCCUACAGCGAGUUACAAGUUUCCUGUGUCCUUUAUCAACACUUAUCAGCGCAGAAUGCCAAAGUACUGUCGCUACCCCUCACAAUAUGUCUAGCCAUCGAGCAAGUUAUCCGUGACUAUCUCAACCAAUUCACCUGUCAGAAGAAACUGUGCUAUUGGCCAAAUCCUCCGUGCUCACCACCCGGAGGCCAGAAUGACUGAGGAACCUUUGCCUAAGAGGGUUCGCCUCUGUGAAUCAGAUUUAAAGACACUUCCCAGAGAGGAACUUUGUGAACGAUGGAAAGAAGAGGAAGCUUAUGUGCAAACACUUGAGUCAAAGUAUUCAGAGCCGAAUUCUAACGAGGUGACCUGCCUGCGGGAGUCUGAAGAAAGCCUGAAGCUGCAGCAGCAGGAGGCAGCACGCAGGGAGAACAUCCUGGUCAUGAGGCUGGCCACCAAAGAACAGGAGAUGCAGGAGUGCACUACCCAGAUCCAGUACCUUAAGCAGGCCCAGCAGCCAAACUUGUCCCAUCUGAGGUCUUUGACUGUGGACCCUGCCGUCAACCUGUUUUUCCUCAAAAUGAAGAGCGAACUGGAGGACACUAAAGACAAACUGGAGCAGGCCCAAAAUGAACUCAGUGCCUGGAAAUUUACACCUGAUAGCCAGACGGGGAAGAAGCUGAUGGCUAAGUGCCGCAUGCUGAUCCAGGAGAACCAGGAGCUGGGCCGCCAGCUGUCCCAGGGACGCACCGCCCAGCUGGAGGCCGAGCUGGCCCUGCAGAAGAAGUACAGCGAGGAGCUCAAGGGCAGCCAGGACGAGUUGAAGGACUUCAUCAUCCAGCUGGACGAGGAGGUGGAGGGCAUGCAGAGCACCAUCCUGGUCCUGCAGCAGCAGCUGAAGGAGUCCCGACAGCAGCAGCAGGCCCAGGGCCAGGCCCCCGGAGGCCCGGCCCCCGGGGGCCCCACACCGCCGGCCCCUAAGCAGGCCUGGCCGGCCGGGCUGGUGAAUGGCCCAGGCAGCACUAGCCCUACUCAUAGGACAGCAGUAACAGGCCUGGGCCCUGCCCCAGAGACAGACAGCCAAGCAGAGCAGGAGUCCCUACCAUCGCACUCCACCGGGGCCGAUGCAAAACUGUCCAACUCCAACCACUCUGGGGAUGUGAACCAGCUUAGCGAGGGCUAUGAGACUGUAGACUCCCCCACUGGCAGUGAGGCGUCCUUCACGCAGCGCUCCAUAGACUGGAACCCAGAGCCCCAGGAGGAGAGCACACUGGCUGGGAAGGCCAUGAGAACUACAGGCUCACGUCAAGCUCAGAAUGGCUUGAAUGUUUCAGUUUAGGGUCUAAGACAGUUGGCUCUCACUCUCUCACUUUUGUGACUAGAAAUCAUGCCCUGAUGCUCUACCUAGGUUCCUGCUGGUAUCCGUCAGACUAUGUAGAAACAGAGUUACUGAAUAGGACACUAUGCAGUGAUUCGGAAAUACAUUCUCAGAGAUUCCUUUGAAUCUUUCCAUGGAAACAGUGAGUAUGUUGUCCAUAUCUGUGCACAUUAUCUGUUAGGAUUAUGAUUGUUUUAAGUGUAACAACUUUUGUGCUGCUUACCAAUUGUUUUGAACAGGAUCAUCAUUUUUUUCAAUAAUUGUGAAGCAAGUAUGGUUUACAAAUUGUGGUAUUCUGAAUUUGUAUUUCUUGUCCUAGACUGAAUUCCAAUAAAGUUUUUUUUGUUAAAAUGUUAUGCCGUUGAAAUCUG
Molecule: messenger RNA, 1766 nt
Organism: Osmerus eperlanus (European smelt)
Lineage: Eukaryota; Metazoa; Chordata; Actinopteri; Osmeriformes; Osmeridae
Product: pre-mRNA-splicing regulator WTAP-like
Exons: 8
Coding region: 232-1356 (374 amino acids)
Biological process (GO): regulation of alternative mRNA splicing, via spliceosome
Cellular component (GO): nucleus
Source: RefSeq, a predicted model, not a curated record